Molecule: messenger RNA, 1779 nt
Organism: Botrytis fragariae
Lineage: Eukaryota; Fungi; Ascomycota; Leotiomycetes; Helotiales; Sclerotiniaceae
Exons: 7
Coding region: 1-1779 (592 amino acids)
Cellular component (GO): membrane
Source: RefSeq, a predicted model, not a curated record
AUGGCUACUUUUCGAGACAUCGCUGCUUGGGCCCACACUCUCGCAGAAAUUGCCGCUGCCCCCACUGAAGCCACGAGGAAUAGUCCUCCGCUCGCGCAAGCACUUUCUUCUCUUCAAAAUAUUGGAUUUCAAGAUAUUGGCGGUGCCGUGGAGGCUUUCAAGAAACACGGCACCGCACUCAAAGAUUCGAUGGAAGCAACCUAUGCACAGAUGCCUCCAGAAAUUCGGAAUAAAGUGGAGAAGGUGCAUGGUCGACUCGUGGAUGCGAUUUCCUCCCCAGAAGAUAUGGAAUUCCAAGAACGCGUCGCCGAGUGGACUAUUGGUGUUGUCGACGCCUUCAAGAAACACGGUAUUGCACUCAGGAGAACCGCAGAAGUAACCUAUGCCCAAUUACCCCCUGAAUUUCGUGAUGAGGUUGAGAAGGCGCACGCAAAGGUCUAUCAAAUCGAAUGGAACAAACUAGCAGUGGACAUCCAAAUUUGGAUUAAGGCACAUCCAUAUCAGACAGCAUUUUAUGUUGUGAAUGGAAUCGUAUUCUUUGCUCCAGCUGCAUCUAGUGGCCCAAUUCUAUGGGUUUUGGGAUUUUCUGGCAAAGGGCCAAGGGCUGCUUCAUUUGCAUCGAUGUUACAGAGAAAGUUUGGCACGGUCAGUGCGAAGGACGUAUAUGACCAUGCUCAGAAUGCUGUCAUGGGAGGUUAUGGGGUUACUGCUGUAAAUAUGGUAACAAGACUUUUUGUCGCUGCUAGUAGUCUUUUUGGUGAGAUGUGGGGAUCGCGGAAUACAGAACAGCCAAGUGAGGAACGGACCGAUGAUAUCGUUGAGUCUUCUGAGAGACAAAGCAUCGCUCUUGAAGAGGUAGAAGAUACGAGAAAUACAGAUGCCUCUGAUGAUACCAAUACUCCGGGUGUUCCUGAUGACUUGCAGAGGGAGGCCGAGAAUGAGGAUGCUAGAGUCUACAGUGUACCAUGGGAGAACCUGCCAGACAAUAUAAAGGACUGGAUCAAGGCACACCCAUACCAAACAGCAUUUCACGUCGUCAGUGGAGUGGUUUUCUUCGCCCCAGCCGCGGCCAGUGGCCCUGUGUUAUACUUGUUGGGUUUCGGUUCCAUGGGACCUAGAGCUGCAUCUCUUGCGACAUUCUGGCAGAGCAAAAUUGGUGUGGUUGUAGCCAAGAGUGGGUUUUCAUUCAUGCAGAGUGCAGGUAUGGGUGGUUAUGCGGCUGCGGCUGUGAAUACGGCUGUACAGACUUCAGCUGUUAUCUCAUUGUCAACUACGAUCAAUUCUUUCAAAAUUUCUUUCAAUCACCCCACCUUUACAAACCCUACCAGAAUACCGCGAUCCUCCAACCUAUCGCAUUGCUCCUAUCACUUUCUUCACCCUAGCUGUGGCGGGUGGCCCAUUCCUCUAUUCAUCAGGUUUUUAUCUAUUACAUCUUUGUUUCAGAGUAUCUUCUGUAAUGAUGCUAUCAGAAGUUCAUUUGCAUAUUUACAAAUUGCCGCUAUGAGUGAGUAUAGACUUGGUCUAUUGCAUACGGCGGUACGAUCCUUUUUGGGUAUUCGAAGCGUUGUUGAAUUCUUCUGGGGAAGUAAAUCAAUCCGGAUGAAUAAUACCUGGGCCAGUUUGCAAGAUUUUGUUGGGUAUGUAUCUUUUUGUGUGGUUUUGGCGUUACUUUUCUGUAUUCUGGUCAGAAUUAGAAGUAUGGGCUACAAAGUAAUUCAUGGUGUGAUACGUCCUGCUCAUAUUCAUACCGAACAAGAGUUGCGAGAAGCAAGGAAGUGA